Penicillium concentricum is the source of this 873-nucleotide messenger RNA. Its product is annotated as glycoside hydrolase family 71 protein. Lineage: Eukaryota; Fungi; Ascomycota; Eurotiomycetes; Eurotiales; Aspergillaceae. Gene Ontology annotation, molecular function: glucan endo-1,3-alpha-glucosidase activity. The transcript has 2 exons. The record is from RefSeq and is a predicted model, not a curated record. The coding region runs from base 1 to 873 and encodes 290 amino acids.
AUGGCCGCAGCCCAAUCCGUCGGCAUCGACGCAUUCGCACUGAACUGCGCAAGCAUAGACAGCUAUACACCAACCCAGCUAGCCCUAGCUUACGAAGCAGCCGAACAAGUCAACUUCAAAGUAUUCAUCUCCUUCGACUUCGCCUACUGGACCAACGGGGACACCGCAAAGAUCACAGAGUACAUGAAGCAAUAUGCAGGCCACCCAGCACAGAUGCAAUACAAGGGAGCUGCUGUAGUCAGUACAUUUGUCGGAGACAGUUUCAAUUGGGAUCCAGUGAGACAGGGCACACCGCAUCCCAUUUACGCAUUGCCGAAUCUUCAAGAUCCGGCCGAGGCUACUACCGGCCCUGCCAGAAGCGCUGAUGACUAUGGCGAAUCCCACUACAUCGGCCCUUACUCAGCGCAUCACAGCGAUGAUGGAUCAUCCCAAUGGGCUGCCAACAUGCCCCAUGAUGGCUGGCGCAACCUAUUCAAGCCCUAUAUCGCAGCCUAUAAAUCCGGAGCAAAAGCCCCUACCGUGGAAGCGGAUGAAGUCGUUUACUGGUACCGACCUACACCCAAGGGCGUCGUGUGCACGGGUGAUACCCUCUCAGCACCAAUGGGUGCUAACAUGCUCAGUGAUAGUAUCUUUGUCACGACUAUGUUGACUAGUCCGGCUACCUUGACAGUGCAAAGUGGGAAUAAUGCUCCUGUUAGCAUUGAUGUUCCGGCGGGGAUUGUUACCUCGAAUGUGCCUAUGGGGGUUGGUGGGCAGUCUUUCAAGGUGACGAGGAAUAGACAGACUAUUUUGAGUGACCAGGGGGGUUUGGCGGUUAAGGAUAACUGUGUUCAUUAUAACUUCAAUGUUUAUGUCGGGUCGAUUGGGGGCUGA